UGAACUGAGUGGACGGUGACAAAUGCGGAAGUGUCAUGGCGCCGUGCUGCAGAAUCAUCAACACUGUCAUGCAGUGUCCCACACAGCACUGGUAGAAACAGUCUGUAAUGACUCUGGGGUUUUGGAUUAAUAUUUCAUAAGGACGUCAGAGGGACAAUAACGAUGUCGGACGCAGGUUCAGGCGACCCUGGUGGUCGUGUGCCGACUCCUGGAGGGAGCGGUAACAAAGGACUCCUGAUGAGCCGUCGCCCGUCAGCUGGCAUCUCUCCUGGCCGCCUCCCCACGAUGCGAUCCAGAGACCUCACAUUAGGAGGAGUGAAGAAGAAAACGUUUACACCCAACAUUAUUGGCCGAAAAGUUAAAGAAGAAACAAAAGUUGAAGAUGGGCAGAGGAGAGAGAGGAAGGAAACGGAUCGAGGUCGGGGUCCCAGAAUGAGAGGCAGGGGCCGAGGCCAUCAAGAGCUCAUCCAGUCGCACUCCAUUUUUGAACAGGGGCCCGGAGACAUGAUGAUGAAAAAGAGAGGCGGCUAUGAAAGCGAGAGAGACGCUCCAAGCAUGGGACCCUCGCCCAUCAUUAAUAUCAAAAAGGAAAAGCGUGAGACCGAGGAGGAGACCAAAGAGAUCCUGCGCAAGCUGGAACAAGACAACUUUGUGGAUGAUCCCUUCCUGCGGAGUGAGAAGAGGAGCUGCCCUGUCCAGCUCCCCCUCGCUGUGUCAGGAUGGGGAUUCAAGGAUGAAUUUAGUGACGCUUCUAUUAAAAAUGAGAAGAAAGAGGAGGAUUGUGAACCAAUGGAGCCUGCAGCUGAAGUGAAACAAGAGCCAGAGGAAAUUGAAAUAAAGAAGCCCGAGGCAACUUGCAGGCCUCCUCCUCUCCCCGAGCCUGAAGUACUCCCUGACCUGUUGCACAGAUGGAGUCUGAGCAAAGCGGAGGAGCUUUUCUUCAUUCAGCUACCAGACUCGCUGCCCGGCCAGCCUCCCACAAAAGAGCACAAGCCGGUGAAAACAGAGGUGCAGUCAGAGGAUGGGCAGUCUGUGCUCCUGAAAACAGAAUCAGAGGAGGAGAAAGCUGAGGACAACAGCUGCAAUCUGAAGGAUCUGCGGGAGGGUGUUGUGGGAAAGAUGCUGGUACGCAAGUCUGGCCGAGUGCAGCUCAUACUGGGGCAGGUGACGCUCGAUGUGUCUCUAGGAACAUCCUGCUCUUUCCUGCAGGAACUUGUCUCUAUCAAUACAGAGGGGAAAACGGGUAACUUGACUGUAUUAGGGAACGUCAAACACAAAAUGGUUUGCUCACCGGACUUUGAAGCUCUGCUGGAGAGCAGUUCUUGAUGCUCAUCAGAGGAGCAGGCGACUGAUCCUCCUCAAGUCCGAUGGACACCUGCGGAGAAGUUGACAAAAGGCUAGAUACUACAAGGCUGCUGCACCCGUAAGGCUUACAAGUAGAGAGGUAGCUGGCUGAGAUUUUGUGUUUACAGAGUGGUUAUAAAACACUAUCUAUAAUUAGGAAACAAAAGUUUUAUUUUCUCUCAUUCAUAGAGUUUAUUAAUUCAUGGUUGUAAGCUUGAAUGACGUGCCAAGUAUCAGUACCAUUUUUCCUUCUCUGUAUCUGAAAUUACUUGAAAAGACUUUACAUGGAUGUAAAUGUGUGAAUAAAAAGGGUCUGUUUUUGUUAUCAAAGUA
Messenger RNA from Pundamilia nyererei, 1677 nucleotides. RefSeq names its product polymerase (RNA) III (DNA directed) polypeptide D (gene polr3d). Gene Ontology annotation, molecular function: DNA binding. Gene Ontology annotation, cellular component: RNA polymerase III complex. Lineage: Eukaryota; Metazoa; Chordata; Actinopteri; Cichliformes; Cichlidae. The coding region runs from base 163 to 1326 and encodes 387 amino acids. Gene Ontology annotation, biological process: tRNA transcription by RNA polymerase III. The record is from RefSeq and is a predicted model, not a curated record. The transcript is spliced from 9 exons.